CAAGAUUACACAUGAGUAUAUUUAGGCUUACAUAUUGAAAAAAUUUGAUGAUUUAAAGUGCUUAGAUGAACAGUUCUAAAAGUCAAAACUGGACGAAUACUCUAGGACGGAGGAAGUAUUUAAGAAAUAAAAUUGAAAAAAAUAAUUUAGGAAACUCCGCAAUGAAUCUGAAAGGCUGGAAGUACACAGUGCUUAGGUCUGAAUUAAAGAGAAAUUCCCAAAUCCAAACAGCACUGUCAAUAACAAAAUGCCGGUUUUCAAGACCCCCUUCAAUGGCUACUCCGUGAAAUUCAGCCCAUUUUACGAGAACCGGCUGGCCGUCGGAACGGCCCAGAACUUCGGGAUCUUGGGCAACGGCCGGGUCCACGUCAUCCAGCUGAAUCCGAGCGGACCCGUCUCCGAACUCGCCGCGUUCGACACCGCCGACGGCGUCUACGACGUGUGCUGGUCGGAGGCCCACGAUUCCCUGAUCGUCGCCGCCGUCGGCGACGGCUCUGUCAAGCUGUACGACCUCGCUCUGCUGCCGGCCAACAACCCAAUACGAUCGUUCCAGGAGCACACCCGGGAAGUCCACGCCGUUGACUACAACACCGUCCGGAAAGACUCGUUUUUGUCGUCUUCUUGGGACGACACGGUGAAGCUCUGGACCGUCGAUCGGAAUGCCAGCGUCAGGACAUUCAAGGAGCACGCUUACUGCGUGUACUCCGCCGCAUGGAACCCCAGACACGCCGACGUCUUUGCUUCUGCUUCCGGCGAUUGCACUGCCCGGAUUUGGGAUGUUCGAGAACCAGGUUCAACCAUGAUUCUACCUGCACACGAGCACGAAAUCCUCUCGUGCGACUGGAACAAGUACGACGAAUGUAUAAUCGCGACCGGGUCGGUCGACAAGUCGGUCAAAGUUUGGGACGUGAGGAACUACAGGGUGCCCAUAUCCGUCCUCAACGGGCACGGGUACGCGGUUAGGAAACUCCGUUUCUCCCCACACAGAGGGAGUGUCAUCUUGUCUUGCUCAUAUGACAUGACUGUGUGUAUGUGGGACUACAUGGUUGAAGAUGCUCUUAUUGGACGGUACGAUCAUCAUACCGAGUUUGUGGUUGGGGUAGAUAUGAGUGUGCUUGUGGAAGGGCUUCUGGCGAGCACGGGUUGGAAUGAGCUUGUUUAUGUUUGGCAGCACGGAAUGGACCCGAGAGCUUCUUGAGGAAGAAGAAGAAGAAGGGCAAGGGAAGUCUUUUUUUUCAUCUUUUUUUUUUGGUAUUUGUUGUUUGAGAAGAUACAUUUACAAAGGGAGUGAUGAUAGUGAGAAGAAAGAAUAAUGCAGUUGAUUUCAGCUUCCAAUCUUCUCCAUAUUGGGAUGAAAGUAAUGGAACUGCUAAUCUUUUUUCUUCAUAUUUCAUCCUAUAGGACUCAAUUGUAUAGGUCUUGCUGAGAAUAUUGUAAUUUUUCAGUGUGGUGUGGUCGGUGGUCCUAAUUAAUAAUCACUUCUCCAACCCAUAAAAGAGGCUUUUGUUC
Messenger RNA from Cuscuta campestris, 1509 nucleotides. The record is from the annotation of a GenBank genome assembly. NCBI's taxonomy places the organism in Eukaryota, Viridiplantae, Streptophyta, Magnoliopsida, Solanales, Convolvulaceae.